UUAUUCAAAAUUUUUUCUAAAAAUUGUUGCAUUUGGUUUGGUUUUAAAAUUAAGUUUUCCGGUCUCCAUUGCCGACCUCCAUGACCCACCAAGGCACGGCGUCGGGAUGUCGUUCAAUAUUUGGCAUUUAAUAGGUCUACUUUGGCUUCCUUUGGUUGUUCUUAGCGAAGGUAUGGACUUGUCGGACAUAAAUAAGUGUACGCAGUUGCUGGAUACGCAAAAGUUGGCCCACUGCUGCGGCAAGGGCUUCCUGGACAAGUUCAUCUUUGUGGGCAGCAACUGUACGCCGUAUUGGGACGACUACGGACCUUGCCGCUUUGAGUGCCUCUAUAAACACUGGGAUCUGUUCGACGGGGAUAAAAAGAUCAAGAAGGCGCAGUUCUAUACAAUGGUCACAGAAUUGUAUAGUCCUUUAAAUGGCCAUCAUAACUACGGAACCGCCAUGAAGACUGCCCACGAAACCUGCGAGCAACUGGGCACAAAGCACGCUGACUUUGUCAUGCUCUACGCCUACAAGGUAGAUAGUCGCCUGGGCUUGGCCACCUCCAAGUGCCAGCCACACGCCAUGAUCCACGCCCAGUGUCUCAUGGUGCACGUGACCCUGCAUUGUCCGAAAGAGGAGUUCAGGAGCACAGAGAAUUGUCGCGAUCUUCAAAAGGUAAUAUCCAGUUGUGCCGUCAAGCUAAACCUGGAGCGGGUAGAAAACAAGGAUUUAAUGAUGAGCGAUAAGGGCGCCGGGGACGGGUGGCUAAUCUCUGGCGAACUCUGGCUUGUUCUUAUGGUGCCGCUGAGCCUGAUUCUGUGUCAUUUGUAA
This is a messenger RNA of Drosophila ananassae, 814 nucleotides long. RefSeq lists its product as uncharacterized. The record is from RefSeq and is a predicted model, not a curated record. NCBI's taxonomy places the organism in Eukaryota, Metazoa, Arthropoda, Insecta, Diptera, Drosophilidae. Bases 107 to 814 code for a protein of 235 amino acids. The transcript is spliced from 2 exons.